Suncus etruscus (white-toothed pygmy shrew) is the source of this 1690-nucleotide messenger RNA. RefSeq names its product iroquois homeobox 6 (gene IRX6). Gene Ontology annotation, biological process: cell development; regulation of transcription by RNA polymerase II; neuron differentiation. The transcript has 7 exons. Lineage: Eukaryota; Metazoa; Chordata; Mammalia; Eulipotyphla; Soricidae. Bases 1 to 1635 code for a protein of 544 amino acids. Gene Ontology annotation, molecular function: DNA-binding transcription factor activity, RNA polymerase II-specific; RNA polymerase II cis-regulatory region sequence-specific DNA binding. The record is from RefSeq and is a predicted model, not a curated record. Gene Ontology annotation, cellular component: nucleus.
AUGUCCUUCCCGCACUUUGGACACCCUUAUGGAAGCGCUUCCCAGUUCUUUUUCACUGGGCCAAGAGAGCUGGGACCAGAAUGUGAUACCAUCGAGGUUCAGACUAAAGCCACCAGUGCUUGCUGGAAAAUCGUGAGCCCUGAAACUUGGGCGCCCGGACCAAGAGCUCAGCGAGGUGGGUGGGGUCUAGAGGAUCUUUCAGAGAGGCCUCCUCUUAGCUAUCCAAGGGAGCCCCCGGAAAGUCUCAAGGGGGGUCUCAGCAAACGGGGACUUUUAGUUCAGGUUGAAAGAACGGACAAUCCUCCUGAAUCCCGGGUCCCUGAACUUCUACACUCGCUCUCUCACCCCGCGCAGUUUCUGGUGUCUGCAAGUUCCGGAGCCACUUGCUGCGACACGUCCCCGCGCUCGGUCCCAGAUGUAGCUGCAGGCUCUGCGCAGGCAGCGGCGCUUUGCUGCGCCCCGUAUGAGAACCGGCUGCUAGGCAGUGCGCGGCCCGAGUUGGGCGCGGCCUUAGGCAUCUACAGAGGCCCCUAUGCGGCCGCAGCUACUGCCCAAAGCUACCCUAGCUACCUGCCCUACACCUCCGAGACCCCCGCCCUGUACGGAGCGCUGAAUCCACAGUAUGAAUUUAAGGAAGCUGCUGGGAACUUCACUCCAGGCCUGGCACAGGCAGGUGCCUACUACUCCUAUGAGCCUACUCUGGGGCAGUACCAGUAUGAUCGGUAUGGAGCUGUGGAGUUGAGUGGAGCGGGUCGCAGGAAGAAUGCCACCAGAGAGACCACCAGCACACUCAAGGCCUGGCUCAACGAGCACCGCAAGAACCCCUACCCCACCAAGGGGGAGAAGAUUAUGCUGGCCAUCAUCACCAAGAUGACCCUCACCCAGGUGUCCACCUGGUUCGCCAACGCGCGCCGGCGCCUCAAGAAGGAGAACAAGAUGACCUGGGCACCCAAGAACAAAGGCGGGGAGGACAGGAAGGCAGAGGGUGGGACAGAGGAGUCGCUGGGCUGCUUAAAUGGUGAUUCCAAAGAUGCCAGCCAAGAAGCUCGGGGACUCCGGCUGUGUGACCUGGAAGACCUGGAGGAAGAGGAGGAAGAGGAGGCCGAAGAAGAAGCAGUGGCCGCGGCCACGAACAGGCUAGCUGUGUUCCAUAAGGACACGCAGUCGCUGCUAAUGCCCUGCGCUGCCACUCGAGAGGAUAGGCAGAAGCGCAGGGAGUGCGUCCUGGCGGCGUCCCAUUUCUCCUUCACUGAGCCUCGGGGGUCCGGAGAUGCAGACUUCCUCCAGGCCGAGCUAGAGAGUCCCACGUUGACAGUGCAGUACGCCCACAGUCCGAAACCCCGCAUCUGGUCUCUGGCGCGCACAGCAGCCGCCAGCACUUUGCAAAGUGCUCCAAGCCCGCCCACACCACGCAGUCCGGAGUGCCGCCAUCUGAUUCCCAGAGAGCUCCCAGGCUUGAGUGCCAGACCUGCGAUCUCCAGAGAGUCAGUGUGCGAAAAGCCUCCCCGAGUAGCUAAAGCCUUUGGAACGACCACAUUUGCCCUGCAGGGACCUCCGAACUGUUCACUGACUUGUGCGCGGCAGGGGAACCCUGCUGUGCCAUGCCAGUAUCCUUCCGGAGCUGAAGCAGGUUAGCGCCAUCGCUGCGAUUUGCAGGGGAACCUUGGAAAGGAGCCCUCCUUUUCGUACU